AAUAAAGGCAAUUGAAGAGAAGCAAUGUUAGGGUCCUCCAUAAACCUCAUUCUCCCGCCGCCGAUUUCAUCUUCGCCGUUUCUCUCUCUCAGUCGUCUCUCUCUGCCGUCUCUCCCCGCCGCCGGAUUGUUGAAGGCGUCAUCGAGGAAGCUUGUUUCUGCAACUAAGGCGCGUUCAGUGCCAGCCAUGGCAGCUGGUGGAGGGAAUGUGCCGAGUGUGAAGUGGCAAUUAGGAAAGCUGUUUGAAGUUUCGAUUAGAACAGUCGUGCCUGAUGUGAAUGUCGAGCCGGUUGUUGUUCCAUCAGCUGGGCGAUUUGGAGACUAUCAAUGUAACAAUGCCAUGGACAUAUGGUCUAAGAUUAAGGGAAAGGGAACUGCAUUCAACAAUCCUAGAUCUGUUGGGGAGGCUAUCAGGGGAAAUCUUCCUCAAUCUGAAAUAAUAGAGAAUUGCACAGUAGCAGGGCCUGGGUUUGUUAAUAUUGAGUUGUCGAAUAAUUGGAUGGCUAAGAGCUUGCAAAAGAUGCUUAUUGAUGGGAUCGAAACAUGGGCACCACAGCUCCAGAUCAAACGGGCUAUUGUAGACUUUUCCUCACCUAACAUUGCCAAGGAAAUGCAUGUUGGCCAUUUGCGAUCUACAAUUAUUGGGGACACGCUAGCCCGUAUGCUUGAGUAUUCCAAUGUUGAAGUUCUUCGCCGUAAUCAUGUUGGUGACUGGGGAACACAGUUUGGCAUGUUGAUUCAAUUCCUAUUCGAAAAAUUUCCGGACGUGGAUGAUGUUAAUAAAAUGGAAAUCGGUGAUCUUCAGGAUUUCUAUAAGCAAUCCAAAAAGAGAUUUGAUGAGGAUCCAGCCUUCAAGGAGAGAGCACAAGCUGCAGUGGUAUCCCUUCAGGGUGGGACUCCCAAGUACCGUGAGGCAUGGCUUCAAAUAUGUGAUGUCAGCCGUAGAGAGUUUCAAAUGGUCUAUGAACGCCUUGGAACUCAGUUAGAGGAAAAGGGAGAAAGCUUUUACAACCCAUAUAUCCCUGGGGUUUUAAAGAAGUUGACUGACCAAGGUUUAAUAGUGGAAAGCGAGGGUGCACGUGUAAUCCAUCUGGAGGGUUUUAACAUCCCUCUUAUAGUUGUGAAGAGCAAUGGCAGUUAUAAUUACGCUUCCACUGAUUUGGCAGCUCUUUGGUACCGCCUUAAUGAGGAGAAAGCUGAAUGGAUCAUAUAUGUUACUGAUGUUGGCCAGCAGCAACACUUUAGUAUGUUUUUCAAGGCCGCUACACUUUCUGGUUGGCUUCCAGUUGAUGGCUCAUACCCUAAAGUUAGCCAUGUUGGUUUUGGUCUUGUUCUUGGAGAAGAUGGCAAACGAUUCCGAACUCGCUCUUCUGAUGUAGUUAGAUUAGUUGAUUUACUUGAUGAAGCCAAGAGCCGAAGCAAAACCAGUCUUGUCGAGCGUGGUAAGGGUGAAGACUGGAGUGAAGAUGAGCUUGAGCAAACUGCAGUGGCCGUUGGUUAUGGCGCUGUGAAGUAUGCUGAUCUGAAGAACAACAGAUUGACCAAUUACACUUUUGAUUUUGAUCAAAUGCUUAAUGAUAAGGGUAACACUGCUGUUUACUUGCUAUACAUGCAUGCUCGGAUCUGCUCGAUAAUAAGAAAAUCGGGUCAAGACAUUGAUGAAUUGAAAAGGACGGGAGAAAUUGUGCUGGGUCAUGCAGGCGAGCGUGAUUUGGCGCUUCACUUAUUGAAGUUCUCUGAGACCGUGGAGGAGGCUUGCACGAAUCUCUUGCCAAGCGUCCUGUGUGAAUACCUGUAUAAUUUAUCAGAAAUCUUCAGCGGAAAGUUCUAUUCAGAAUGCAAGGUUAUCGGUGUGGCUGAGGAAACGAGUCGACUCUUGCUUUGUGAAGCAACAGGCAUAGUCAUGAGGAAAUGCUUUCAUCUUCUCGGAAUUGAAGCAGUGUACAAGAUGUAAUAUGUUCACCCAGUCCACAGUUAAAUCUCCAAAGAUAUAAUGGUGUACGAUAUGAUUCUACAGCCUGCUUAAACUUAGGGAUUUUGAACUCUUGUUAAUCCAAUUUUCACUGUAAAACCGUUGAACGACUA
This is a messenger RNA of Argentina anserina (silverweed cinquefoil), 2084 nucleotides long. RefSeq names its product arginine--tRNA ligase, chloroplastic/mitochondrial-like. The transcript is spliced from 18 exons. Bases 25 to 1953 code for a protein of 642 amino acids. Gene Ontology annotation, molecular function: ATP binding; arginine-tRNA ligase activity. Gene Ontology annotation, biological process: arginyl-tRNA aminoacylation. Gene Ontology annotation, cellular component: cytoplasm. Lineage: Eukaryota; Viridiplantae; Streptophyta; Magnoliopsida; Rosales; Rosaceae. The record is from RefSeq and is a predicted model, not a curated record.